GAGACUUGAGAUUAUAAUAAAUAAAAAUGAUCUUUUAUCGGAUAUGUGAUUAAAGAGGGAUGUUCAUGAAAAAUCUAAGUGUUGGAGAUGAAAGUAACUGAUUUCAAUGAUAUGAUGAAAUGAAUAAUAAAUAGUGAAAAAUUAAAAUAAUUAUAUUCAUUAACUCAAGCAUUAUUAAAGGGUUAAUAAGAUUCUGCAGCAGCAAAUGAUUAAGAAAGAACAAUCGGAGAUGAGUUGAAGAGUGGAUAUGAAGUUACGAAUUAUAUUGGCCAUAUUGGCCAAAUUUUAUCUCGAUUUAAUAACGUCUUCAUAUGCUGCCAUACCAACAGGAUCAAAGCCGUUUCCAGGACUGGAAAAUUUACCAAAAUCCUUUUGGCAUGAGUUAAGCUCACCUUUUACAGAGAUUUAUGGUGAAGAAGAGACUGCUACUGAAAAUGGUGCAACUCCUGAGCCGAGACCUUUUUUUCUUGAUCCUGACAGUAAUGUUACAGUUCAACUUGGUGCUUCAGUUCAUCUUCACUGUCGAGUUGAGAAUUUGCAGAAAAGAAUAGUUUCGUGGGUUCGUAGGCGUGGUGACGAGCUUCAUUUGCUUACCUUUGGUAUUCACACGUACUCGAGUGAUUCCCGAUUCUCAUUGGACUACCAAAUGCCCAACGAUUGGCGGCUUUUACUACGAACAGCAACCGAACGGGAUGCUGGCGUUUACGAGUGUCAAGUUAAUGUUCAUCCACCCUUAACAAGGACAGUCUAUCUUACAGUCUCUGUACCCCGAGUGGAAAUAGUUGAUGAACAUGGUGCAACUGCUGGAGACAAAUUCUAUAAAGCUGGUAGUACAAUAGAGCUUAAGUGUGUUGUGAGCAGAGUGCCUCAUCCUACUGGUUAUGUGACUUGGAGGCAUGGAUCUCGAAUGCUGAACUAUGAUACCAUUCGUGGAGGUAUAAGCGUCAAGACUGAUAUGGGCGCCGAGGGGGCGGUAUCGCGACUAUACAUUGCAAAUGCCAACAAGAAAGACAGCGGAAACUACAGCUGUGCUUUAGCGGAUGUCGCAGCAACCACAGUCUCCGUCCACGUACUUAACGGAGAAAAUCCAGCGGCUAUGCAGCACGGUGGUGGUUCAAACAUUAAAGCCACACUAAUUCUCGUCCUUCUAUUGAUUACGUCAACACUUGGGAGGUGACCAUAAGGCGGAUUUUGCAUCCCUUGUCAACAACUAAGUUGACUUUAAUCCUUUAUUUGAAUAUCCACUAAUUUAAUAUAUUGGGGGCUGAUAUGAACAGCAAAUCGUGAUAAUCAAUGAAUACCGUUCGUGACAUUUCACAACGUUUUUCGUAAAGAUAUCACGUAUGUAUAAUUAGAUAAAUUAUUAACUUAUUAGGGAGAAAAAAAAAUGGAACAAACAAUAUCAGAAUGCAUCGUUGAUUUCCUUUGUAAUUUUUUCUUCUUAAUUCAUUGUCAUUAUCAUUAUCAUCAUCAUCAUCAUCAUCAUCGUCUUUAUCAUUGUCAACUCUGAUUAUAAGAAGCAUUGUUGUAUA
Messenger RNA from Chelonus insularis, 1532 nucleotides. RefSeq names its product peroxidasin-like. Gene Ontology annotation, biological process: synapse organization. Bases 248 to 1177 code for a protein of 309 amino acids. The transcript has 8 exons. The record is from RefSeq and is a predicted model, not a curated record. NCBI's taxonomy places the organism in Eukaryota, Metazoa, Arthropoda, Insecta, Hymenoptera, Braconidae. Gene Ontology annotation, cellular component: neuron projection membrane.